Coregonus sp. 'balchen' is the source of this 3795-nucleotide messenger RNA. NCBI's taxonomy places the organism in Eukaryota, Metazoa, Chordata, Actinopteri, Salmoniformes, Salmonidae. The record is from the annotation of a GenBank genome assembly.
AAAACAGCCACUUCCCCCGCUGGGCUCUGGACUGUACCAUUUAACAGCCACUUCCCCCGCUGGGCUCUGGACUGUACCAUUUACUUCCCCCGCUGGGCUCUGGACUGUACCAUUUACUUCCCCCGCUGGGCUCUGGACUGUACCAUUUACUUCCCCCGCUGGGCUCUGGACUGUACCAUUUACUUCCCCCGCUGGGCUCUGGACUGUAGCAUUUACUUCCCCCGCUGGGCUCUGGACUAUACCAUUUACUUCCCCCGCUGGAAUCUGGACUGUACCAUUUACUUCCCCCGCUGGGCUCUGGACUGUACCAUUUACUUCCCCCGCUGGGCUCUGGACUGUAGCAUUUACUUCCCCCGCUGGGCUCUGGACUAUACCAUUUACUUCCCCCGCUGGGCUCUGACUGUACCAUUUAACAGCCACUUCCCCCGCUGGGGCUCUGGACUGUACCAUUUACUUCCCCCGCUGGGCUCUGGACUGUACCAUUUACUUCCCCCGCUGGGCUCUGGACUGUACCAUUUACUUCCCCCGCUGGGCUCUGGACUGUACCAUUUACUUCCCCCGCUGGGCUCUGGACUGUACCAUUUACUUCCCCCGAUGGGCUCUGGACUAUACCAUUUACUUCCCCGCUGGGCUCUGGACUGUACCAUUUAACGCCACUUCCCCCGCUGGGCUCUGGACUGUACCAUUUACUUCCCCCGCUGGGCUCUGGACUGUACCAUUUACUUCCCCCGCUGGGCUCUGGACUAUACCCUUUACUUCCCCCGCUGGGCUCUGGACUGUACCAUUUAACACCACUUCCCCCGCUGGGCUCUGGACUGUACCAUUUACUUCCCCCGCUGGGCUCUGGACUGUACCAUUUACUUCCCCCGCUGGGCUCUGGACUGUACCAUUUACUUCCCCCGCUGGGCUCUGGACUGUACCAUUUACUUCCCCGCUGGGCUCUGGACUGUAGCAUUUACUUCCCCCGCUGGGCUUUGGACUAUACCAUUUACUUCCCCCGCUGGGCUCUGGACUGUACCAUUUAACAGCCACUUCCCCCGCUGGGCUCUGGACUGUACCAUUUACUUCCCCCGCUGGGCUCUGGACUGUACCAUUUACUUCCCCCGCUGGGCUCUGGACUGUACCAUUUACUUCCCCCGCUGGGCUCUGGACUGUACACUUUACUUCACCCGCUGGGCUCUGGACUGUACCAUUUACUUCCCCCGCUGGGCUCUGGACUGUACCAUUUACUUCCCCCGCUGGGCUCUGGGACUAUACCAUUUACUUCCCCCGAUGGGCUCUGGACUGUACCAUUUAACAGCCACUUCCCCGCUGGGCUCUGGACUGUACCAGUUACUUCCCCCGCUGGCUCUGGACUGUAGCAUUUACUUCCCCCGCUGGCUCUGGACUGUACCAUUUACUUCCCCCGCUGGGCUAUGGACUGUACCAUUUACUUCCCCGCUGGGGCUCUGGACUGUACCAUUUACUUCCUCCCCCGCUGGGCUCUGGACUAAUACCAUUUUACUUCCCCGCUGGGCUCUGGAGGUACCAUUACUCCCCCGCUGGGCUCUGGACUUACCAAUUUACUUCCCCCGCUGGGCUUGGACUGUACCAUUUAACCCUUCCCCCGCUGGGCUCUGGACUGUACCAUUUACUUCCCCCGCUGGGCUCUGGACUGUACCAUUUAACAGCCACUUCCCCCGCUGGGCUCUGGACUGUACCAUUGACUUCCCCCGCUGGGCUCUGGACUGUACCAUUUACUUCCCCCGCUGGGCUCUGGAACUGGUACCAUUUAACUUCCCCCGCUGGGCUCUGGACUGUACACCAUUUUACCUUCCCCCGCUGUGGCUCUGGACUGUACCAUUACUUUACUUCCCCCCGCUGGGCUCUGGGACUGUAGCAUUUACUUCCCCCGCUGUGGCUCGGACGAUACCAUUUACUUACUUCCCCCGCCUGGGCUCUGGACCUGUACCCAUUUUAACAGCCACUUCCGCCCGCUUGGGGCCUCUGGACUGGUAACCAUUUACUUCCUUCCCCCGCUGGGCUUCUGGACUGUACCACUUUCACUUCCCCCGUCGCUGGGCUCUGGGACUGUACCAUUUUACUUCCCCCGCUGGGCUCUGGUACUGUAACCAUUUACUUCCCCCCGCUGGGCUCUGGACUGUACCAUUUACUUCCCCCGCUGGGCUCUGGAGUGUACCAUUUACUUCCCCCGCUGGGCUCUGGACUGUACCAUUUACUUCCCCCGCUGGGCUCUGGACUGUACCAUUACUUCCCCCGCUGGGCUCUGGACUGUACCAUUUACUUCCCCCCGCUGGGCUCUGGACUGUACCAUUUACUUCCCCCCGCUGGGCUCUGGACUGUACCAUUUACUUCCCCCGCUAGGCUCUGGACUGUACCAUUUACUUCCCCCGCUGGGCUCUGGACUGUACCAUUUACUUCCCCCGCUGGGCUCUGGACUGUAGCAUUUACUUCCCCCGCUGGGCUCUGGACAUACCAUUUUACUUCCCCCGCUGGGCUCUGGACUGUACCAUUUAACAGCACACUUCCCCCGCUGGGCUCUGGACUGUACCAUUUACUUCCCCCGCUGGGCUCUGGGACUGUACCAUUUACUUCCCCCGCUGGGCUCUGGACUGUAGAAUUUACUUCCCCCGCUGGGCUCUGGACUAUACCAUUUACUUCCCCCGCUGGGCUCUGGACUGUACCAUUUAACAGCCACUUCCCCCGCUGGGCUCUGGACUGUACCAUUUAUUCCCCCGCUGGGCUCUGGACUGUACCAUUUACUUCCCCCGCUGGGCUCUGGACUGUACCAUUUACUUCCCCCGCUGGGCUCUGGACUGUACCAUUUACUUCCCCCGCUGGGCUCUGGACUGUACCAUUUACUUCCCCCGCUGGGCUCCGGACUGUACCAUUUACUUCCCCCGCUGGGCUCUGGACUGUAGCAUUUACUUCCCCCGCUGGGCUCUGGACUAUACCAUUUACUUCCCCCGCUGGGCUCUGGACUAUACCAUUUACUUCCCCCGCUGGGCUCUGGACUGUACCAUUUACUUCCCCCGCUGGAAUCUGGACUGUACCAUUUACUUCCCCCGCUGGGCUCUGGACUGUACCAUUUACUUCCCCCGCUGGGCUCUGGACUGUACCAUUUACUUCCCCCGCUGGGCUCUGGACUGUACCAUUUACUUCCCCCGCUGGGCUCUGGACUGUACCAUUUACUUCCCCCCGCUGGGCUCUGGACUGUAGCAUUUACUUCCCCCGCUGGGCUCUGGACUAUACCAUUUACUUUCCCCCGCUGGGCUCUGGACUGUACCAUUUACUUCCCCCGCUGGGCUCUGGACUGUACCAUUUACUUCCCCCGCUGGGCUCUGGACUGUACCAUUUACUUCCCCCGCUGGGCUCUGGACUGUAGCAUUUACUUCCCCCGCUGGGCUCUGGACUAUACCAUUUACUUCCCCCGCUGGGCUCUGGACUAUACCAUUUACUUCCCCCGCUGGGCUCUGGACUGUACCAUUUACUUCCCCCGCUGGGCUCUGGACUGUACCAUUUACUUCCCCCGCUGGGCUCUGGACUGUAGCAUUUACUUCCCCCGCUGGGCUCUGGACUAUACCAUUUACUUCCCCCGCUGGGCUCUGGACUGUACCAUUUAACAGCCACUUCCCCCGCUGGGCUCUGGACUGUACCAUUUACUUCCCCCGCUGGGCUCUGGACUGUACCAUUUACUUCCCCCGCUGGGCUCUGGACUGUACCAUUUACUUCCCCCGCUGGGCUCUGGACUGUACCAUUUACUUCCCCCGCUGGGCUCUGGACUGUACCAUUUAA